Sycon ciliatum is the source of this 1896-nucleotide messenger RNA. Its product is annotated as protein SPMIP1-like. Lineage: Eukaryota; Metazoa; Porifera; Calcarea; Leucosolenida; Sycettidae. The transcript has a single exon. The coding region runs from base 777 to 1433 and encodes 218 amino acids. The record is from RefSeq and is a predicted model, not a curated record.
GGCAGACACCAUGGACACCAGUGGAUCUCCUUCCUUUGAUGGAUAUGAUACUGAUUUGAUUGAAGGAUCGUAUGUCAGCCGAAGAUUUUGUGUGUCUCCAAAAUAUUGACGAAUAUCUGAGUCGUUGUCUCACUCUCAGGCUGCGCUGUGGAGUCGUCUUUUUGGCCACCAAUUCAAUGCGCCGGGUUUUAGUGAUCAGGGAGUGAGGAAACUGUUUGGUAGCUUAUUCAGAGAGCAGUGUGGCCGUGUUGGUCUUGUCACGAUUUGUGAGUUAUUCCGAUUGUUUGUUCCUGGCAGCUUUAUCGGCGCCCGUGACUGGAAAGAGUGGAGUAGGGCAUCGACCUGGCUUGGUCUUUCCUCCCGGGUGUUGUGUAGUGUGUUGUGAUUGAUUUGUACGCCAUCGAACGAUCCGCACCGCGCCGGCCUGAGACACCUCGCUUCGUGGUUGCACCUGCCGCCUCACAACCCAGUUGCAAGGCAUCCCCUACAACGUUGAGUUCUUCACGCACCUCUCUCAGUUCUGUAGAAAAGCGAGCACAGGCGCUGGGCAAUUUACGAGCCGUGCCACAAUACCGAGGAAAGUCGUGCGUGUCAAGAGACGAGGACAUCUAAGACACUCGGAGCGGCAUUGGUGCUUCGUGACUCAGGCUCACUGUCGGAGGCGAACACUCUGCCGUUCUGUACUAGUCUGUGUGACUGAUCAUAAAUCACACAUUGAACUUUGAGCACAGUAUAUUAUCGGACGCAGUGCACGCGUGUGUGUGCGUAGAGCAACAAUGUCGAACCGAGAAGUAUACAUGGACCACGUCAGGCAGAACUUCUGGAAGGAGAUGGUACACAAGGAGGCCAUACUGCGCCAGGACUGGCACCUGAAGUACAGCAAGAACUUCAUCAAGUCAGACCAGGACGAUGCCAGCCAGAAGGCUGCAGUGCCUAAGCGUCGACGUCGCACCGGUGUUGUGCCGCGGCCCAACUCGGCGGUGGAGAAGAUGCGCGAGCAGGUCGACCGCGAUCAGGCACGGCUCGCCGAGCGUCAGAGCUUGUUUGACAGCAUGGACGCCAGCGGCGGUCGGCGGUCACAGGGCAGCACCACGCUGAGCAAGAGCGAUCCGUUUCCCACGGCAUCGUCACCAGGACUGCAGUCGGAAUCAUCGGCGUCGGUGAGCGGCGGUAUCGUGGAGCCAAUGCGAGCACCGUCAGCCAAGACACGCGACAUCCUGUACAACGGACUGAGUCACGACGGAGAAGGACGUUACAAAUACUUGACGACGCGCAAGUUGGAGAAUGUGGAGCGGCGAUAUGAGUACCCGCUAACCUAUACACAGGAGUAUGGGUGGAAGAUUCGCGACUCCAUGGACAAGUACCAUCCGUCGGAGUUUGGCCGCACCGCUAUCGUGCGUGAUAGCUUCUACCGUCACGGUGGAGUGUUUUAGAGUGGAUGGUGUUGGCCGGAGUGUGUGCGUGUGUGUGUGUGUGUGUGUUUGUGUUUGUGUGUGUGAGUGUGUGUGUGUGUGUGUGUGUGCGUGUGCAUGUGUGUGUGUGUGUGUGUGCACGAGCGCGUAUGUGCAUGAGUAUCAAGCACAUACAUGUUAGCUGCUGAGCCUACAAUUCCAACGUGUUGGUACUCCGGUAGCUCCGGUAACACACGGCUGUAUGUGGAUCAUGUCGGGCCAUUGGCGCUUGGCACCUAUUUAUGAGUGGAUUGUGCAAAGACCGCCUAACAAUGUUCACGGCAGGCUUGAUUCCCUCCUUCUCGUCUGUCUCAUUUUUCCCCGAGAUGUUUUGAUGCAUAGGAUUAUGAUGCUCAUCAUUCGCUCCCUUGUCACUGGACAGUUCUGUCCGUUUGGUUUUAGCGAAUUCAAAUAAAGAAUACAACAACAACAUUCGCGGCGAUGA